Micropterus salmoides (largemouth bass) is the source of this 765-nucleotide messenger RNA. Its product is annotated as gamma-crystallin M2-like. Gene Ontology annotation, molecular function: structural constituent of eye lens. The coding region runs from base 1 to 600 and encodes 199 amino acids. The record is from RefSeq and is a predicted model, not a curated record. Gene Ontology annotation, biological process: lens development in camera-type eye; visual perception. The transcript is spliced from 3 exons. NCBI's taxonomy places the organism in Eukaryota, Metazoa, Chordata, Actinopteri, Centrarchiformes, Centrarchidae.
AUGAGUAGUAAGUAUGUGACAAACAUAACUUUGCCUCUAUGCUUCUGCUUUCUCUGCUGGACUCAGAUCACAUUUUAUGAGGACAGGAACUUCCAGGGCCGCUCCUAUGAGUGUGACACCGACUGCCCUGACAUGCACCCCCACUUCAGCCGCUGUAACUCCAUCAAGGUGGAGAGCGGCUGCUGGGUGCUGUAUGAGAAGCCAAACUACACCGGCUACCAGUAUGUUCUGACCAGGGGAGAUUACCCAGACUACCAGCGCUGGAUGGGCUACAAUGACACCAUCCGCUCCUGUCGUACUUUCUCUUAUGUGAGUAAAUAUUUUACCAGCGAGGGCCCCUACCGCAUGCGCAUCUACGAGCGUCCCAACUUCCAGGGUCAAAUGAUGGAGUUCAGCGACGACUGUGAGUCAGUGCAGGAUCAUUUCCGCAGCCGUGACAUCUACUCCUGCAACGUCAUGGAGGGCUACUGGACCCUCUACGAGCACCCCAACUACCGCGGUCGGCAGUACUUCAUGAGGCCCGGAGAGUACCGCAAGUUCAGUGACUGGGGGGCCACCUGUGCCACCACCGGGUCCUUCCGCAGAAUCACAGAGUUUUAAUCAAGAUUCUCACUUGAUUCUGUUGAUUUUAUACACAUUUCAAUUUUAUCCAAAACCCCAUUUUCCUCCUUUAAAAGACAUCUAUUUGUGGAAACUGGUAAUGUUUAUAAAAUAAUGUGUCUCAUGGUACAAGGAGUGGGAUGUAUGAUAAAGAGAUUGACCCGG